This is a messenger RNA of Closterium sp. NIES-65, 805 nucleotides long. The record is from the annotation of a GenBank genome assembly. Lineage: Eukaryota; Viridiplantae; Streptophyta; Zygnematophyceae; Desmidiales; Closteriaceae.
UGUUGUAAGUGUAAACAAUCUCACUGGCCAACUCCCUCCAACAAUGGGCAAUCUUACUCGUCUUUCAACCUUGGACACAUAUUUUACGGCAAUCGCAUGCCCUCCUGAAUACAGCAGCUGUGUGGUCAAACAGACCAUUUCAAGUGCUUUCUGCCAGCAGUGUAGCUCUUUCUGCACCACCUGUGACAAGCCACAACCAGACUUGGAACCUGAUCAUUCCAACGCAGCAUCCAAGGCAGAGAAUAGGGACCCAGAAGGAGAAGCUGCUGCUGCAGCAGCUGCGGCUGUGGCUGCAGGAGCAGCGGAAUGGGUGAUGGAGAGAGACGUGGUGGUGGAGAUGGAGGCAGUGCAGCCACAUGUGAAGGAGAUGGCCAGUAAGCACCACCCCAACCUGGUGCGGCUGUUGGGCUUCUGUGUGCACUAUGAUUCCAGCACGGGCCAGAUUGAGCAAGUGCUCGUGUAUGAGUUCAUGGCCAACCGGGACUUGGAGAGCUGGAUUGGACCAGAUACUGUUACAGUCUUCAAUGACCCCUACUUGGACGCACCAGAUGACUUGGUGCUGCGCUGGGCUCGCCUUGCCCUCUCCUGCACCACCAUGCCUGCGGCCUCCCGCCCCUCCAUGAAUCAAGUGCUGGGGGAGCUGGUGAAGUUGAAGCAGGAAGCUUCUGGAGCACAUGAGAGCCAUGUGGGCGAGGCCAAAUCUCGCUUGGACACGGAGCUUGGGAGUUCCAUUGGCUCCUCCAGCUUCACUGCUGAAAUGGCCCGUGCGGAGCGAGGGGACAUGCCAAGUGGCUUUUCCACAUAA